CUCAUACUGGUCCCCCUGUGUCUGCAGGCUGCAGGGCACCGACGUGGUGAUCGCCAUCUUCAUUAUUGUUGCCAUGUCCUUCGUUCCUGCCAGCUUUGUGGUUUUCCUGGUUGCAGAGAAAUCCACUAAAGCCAAACAUCUGCAGUUCGUCAGCGGCUGUGACCCCGUCAUCUACUGGCUGGCCAACUACAUCUGGGACAUGCUGAACUACCUGGUACCUGCCACAUGUUGCGUCAUCAUCUUGUUUGUGUUCGACCUGCCAGCCUACACCUCCCCCACCAACUUCCCAGCUGUCCUCUCCCUGUUCCUGCUCUAUGGGUGGUCCAUCACUCCCAUCAUGUAUCCAGCAUCCUUCUGGUUUGAUGUUCCCAGUACAGCCUACGUCUUCCUCAUUGUCAUCAACCUCUUCAUAGGCAUAACUGCAACCGUGGCCACCUUCCUCCUGCAGCUGUUUGAGCAUGACAAGGAUCUGAAGAGAGUCAACAGUUACCUGAAGUCCUGCUUCCUCAUCUUCCCCAACUACAACCUGGGUCACGGUCUGAUGGAGAUGGCCUACAACGAGUACAUCAAUGAAUACUACGCCAAAAUAGGCCAGUUUGACAAGAUGAAGUCUCCAUUUGAGUGGGAUAUUGUGACUCGAGGACUCGUUGCUAUGACGAUAGAAGGCUUUGUUGGCUUCCUUAUCACCAUCCUUUGCCAAUACAACUUCCUGAGGAAACCACCGAGGGUGCCGGUCAGCUGCCGGCCUGUCGAUGAUGAUGAUGUAGACGUGGCCUGUGAGAGACAGAGAGUGCUGCGGGGCGACGCUGACAGUGACAUGCUGCAGAUCGAGAACCUGACAAAGGUGUAUAAAUCCAGGAAGAUGGGUCGCAUCCUGGCCGUGGACCGCCUGUGUCUUGGUGUCCGGCCCGGGGAGUGCUUCGGGUUGUUGGGAGUUAACGGAGCAGGGAAGACCACCACGUUCAAGAUGCUCACCGGAGACGAGUGCACCUCCGGAGGAGAGGCUUUCAUCAACAGAAACAGCAUCCUGAAGGACCUGCUGCGUGUCCAGCAGAGUAUCGGCUACUGUCCACAGUUUGACGCUCUGUUUGAUGACCUGACUGCCAGGGAGCACCUGCAGCUUUACACUCGCCUUCGGGGCAUUCCCUGGAAGGACCAGGAAAGGGUUGUGCAGUGGGCUUUAGAAAAGCUGGAGCUAUCCAAGUAUGCAGACAAGCCAGCUGGCACUUACAGCGGAGGAAACAAGCGCAAGCUCUCCACGGCUAUUGCUCUGAUCGGAUACCCGUCCCUCAUCUUCCUGGAUGAACCCACCACUGGCAUGGACCCCAAGGCCCGCAGGUUCCUCUGGAAUCUAAUCCUGGACAUAAUCAAGACGGGCCGCUCUGUUGUGCUCACAUCACACAGCAUGGAGGAGUGUGAGGCACUGUGCACUCGACUGGGAAUUAUGGUAAACGGCCGGUUUAAAUGUCUGGGCAGCAUCCAGCAUCUGAAGAACAGAUUUGGGGAUGGCUACAUGAUAACUGUGAGGACUAAAAGCAGCGGUAAUGUGAAGGAGGUGGUGCGGUUCUUCAACAGGAACUUCCCUGAAGCCAUUCUGAAGGAGCGUCACCACACCAAGGUCCAGUACCAGCUCAAGUCUGAGCGCAUCUCCCUGGCCCAGGUGUUCAGUAAGAUGGAGCAAGUGGUGGAGGUCCUGGGCAUUGAGGACUACUCCGUCAGUCAAACCACCCUGGACAACGUGUUUGUUAACUUUGCCAAGAAGCAGAGUGACAACCUGGAGCAGCAGGAGGUUCUGCCCCCUGGUGGCGGGCAGUCCCCAUUGCAGCGCAUCUUCAGUUUCCUGAAAGUCCGGCCUGCCAACACAGAGUUGAAUUCUCUGAUCAGUGAGGCUCCAGAGGAGCUCGAAAGUGAUGAUGAUGAAGGACUCAUCAGUUUUGAAGAAGAAAGGGUGCAGCUCUCCUUCAACACAGACACCCUCUGUUAAAAAAGAAGACCUUAGGAGAGACUGAACUGAUCCCACUCUUUUGGACCUCUGAGGCUUAGAGAGUGACCUCUGACCCCGGGGGUCGUUUAGACCUCUGCAGGCUGUGGGUGGGGACAGCAGUGGCUGCAGGAGCAGGAUGGAGAGUCACUCCACCCACAGCUUCUCCUGAAUGUAUGAGUGGCUGCCAUGCAGCUACACCUGGAUAGAUGAUUGUUUGGUUCUGCAGCUUACUUUGACUAGAUGGGCCAGUGGAACCAGAGUGGAACCAGAGUGGAACCCUUGCACCAAACUCAGCUUGUCUUCAGAGCAUGCAGUCAUGAUGAAAAUGUAAUAGUCUAUUUUUCUGUGGCAGGAAGAAUGAUUUAUUUUGGAUAUUGUAAGAACAGCGGAUCUUACAUGGAGACGCUUUUUGAUGUCAGUGACCUAGAGGCCGUGCACACAGCUUGAUUAUUGUCCUGAUGGUGGCGCACUGUUCUCAUCUUGCUCUGUGUCAAACAAAUGUUUUCCUUUGUGCUUUAGACACAUCAUUAUAUUGUGGACUAUAAGUUUUCUGCUGUAGUGCUGACAGUGUGUAUAGUGAUUUAAUAAUUACUGCAUCUGAACCUGGAGGGACGACGACCGCUCCACCAUCACUGUGACACUAAAACCAACUCAGUCCACAAUAUUUACUACUAGAACUAAGUUCAUCUUAAUGUUUAUUAGUUUCAAGCUUUCUGUGGUGUAUUUUAUAUAAAUGUGCAAAAGACAGAAAAGAUGCAUAUUUCCAGAAGGCAAAAGUUUGGUUAUUUGCUGGCAUGUGAAUUUAAACGUUUUUCAUUAGUUUUGUUAAACCAAGUAGUGAUUCCUCUUGUUCAAAAUUGUUGUUUCAUUCCUCCCUUCACAAACCUUUCCAGUCCUGGAUUUUGGUUUUAAUAUUUAAAUACUGGUAUUUUUCUGAUGUGAUUGUUAAACUGGAAACCUUUUGAUUUUUUUUUUUUGUCUGAAGGUGUAUAAGCAGAGGGGCAUUGUCAGCUUGUAUUCAUUUUAUUGUGAAAUCUGAAAAGGCCACAUGUGGGUCUGACAGAUGCACAUCUGUCUGAUCACCUGACUGAAGUCACAGCUCUGAACUUUUUCCUGUUAAAUUAAUGAAAAGAAUCAUAUAUCAGUUUAAUUCUUCAUUCUUUUGAAUGCAAACAUAUAACUAUAGUAAUCAGUUUUACCAUUAAAUUAAAUUACGGAAGUGGUGUGUAAGUUGAUCCUCACUGCUGCCAUGGGAACCAUCAGCAAGGAAGAAUCAGAUGUCCAUUAAUUCACCAGGCAGAAAAAAACAUUCACUUGAGAUCGAUCUGGAAAGAGUUCUGAUCAUUUCCAAACAAUCUGAAGUUCAUUAAUGUGAAAAAGAAAGUUGAGAUAGGAAACCUGCCAACCCCAAGAGGAAAGGCCCACCUCAGACUCUUCAGGCUUCAGUUAGCAUGCUAAAGGUUAAAGUUCAUAAAAACACCUUUAGAAAUAUUGACCCAAAACUACAGUUGAAUAAAUCCAAAACCUUCUGAAGAGCAGAAGAGACUAGAGAUAUUUGACCUUAACUUUUAUCAACCACUGCUGACACAAGUCAGUGAUUGUAAAUACAGCAGAACAUCUACAGAAGAAAAAGAAAACUCAAAAGUGUUCCAUCUGGCCUAUUCAAAGUCUAGAAUGGGCCAAGCAUUGAAUGAAAUGCUGUGGUGAGACCUUCAGUCGAGCAUUUAGAAAUGCUGAAGAUGUUAAAGUGGAGACUUUCAAUUAGUCACACACUGGGUGUGUUCAGUUAAACCUUUAUGAUCUUAUCACAAACUGGUUUAGUUUCAGUUCAUAGAACAAAACAUCAACACUUACAUUGAAAGUACCAGUGAUCUGUUUUUGACCAGAUCAUUUUCUACAUGUACUUCUCGACUAGGACAUCAGAAAUGAGUUUAUAGUUUACCGGCACUACAAAUCAGCAUCAACCUGCUUCAGACUAACAGGGCAGUAAUUCAUGUCACCAGCAGCAGAUUUAUGCAAACUUACAAAAAGAUUGGUUGAAAUCUGGAACUUCAAAACUUGCAUUUGGAGGUGAUGAGAAUCAGCAGAUUGUCAUUUGGGUGAUGUUUUAUGUUAGCAUUUUAUUGUAAUAAAGAAGCAGCCGUUUCCCUGAGAUAAAGGUUCAGUCACCCAACGACCCUUAAUGUUAAGCUUUACCUUGGGCUUAGCAGUGCUGGAUAAUAUUCAGAGUCUGCUACAGAAAGCUUUUGCGCUCAGAAAUGUUGAUUCUUUUUCAUUCGGGGCUCUUGAUUUUGUCUUGUUUUUACAUCAGCAAAUUUAAACAUAACUUUCCAUGUUCAGCCUGCUCGGAUGUUCCUAAUAAAGUUUUCUGUGAGUGUAAAUUCA
This is a messenger RNA of Poecilia latipinna (sailfin molly), 4369 nucleotides long. RefSeq names its product ATP-binding cassette sub-family A member 2. NCBI's taxonomy places the organism in Eukaryota, Metazoa, Chordata, Actinopteri, Cyprinodontiformes, Poeciliidae. The record is from RefSeq and is a predicted model, not a curated record. Gene Ontology annotation, cellular component: membrane; intracellular membrane-bounded organelle. The coding region runs from base 74 to 1984 and encodes 636 amino acids. The transcript is spliced from 15 exons. Gene Ontology annotation, biological process: lipid transport; transmembrane transport. Gene Ontology annotation, molecular function: ABC-type transporter activity; ATP binding; ATP hydrolysis activity.